Eutrema salsugineum is the source of this 1610-nucleotide messenger RNA. RefSeq lists its product as uncharacterized. Gene Ontology annotation, molecular function: RNA binding. The record is from RefSeq and is a predicted model, not a curated record. The transcript is spliced from 3 exons. Bases 61 to 1392 code for a protein of 443 amino acids. Lineage: Eukaryota; Viridiplantae; Streptophyta; Magnoliopsida; Brassicales; Brassicaceae.
CAUGCUCGACCUUGUCUCUCGCGAUUAGCCUGUUAACAUCGCCGGCGAAAAGAAAAUUUGAUGGUUCCAACGGUGGCUAAAGUUUCGGCCUCCGCCUCGGUACUUCUCCGCCGUAAAUCUAGGCAUCUUUGGUCGUUAGCCUCCUCGCCUCUCUAUUCAAGCUUUAAUUCCAUCCCUCGCCCUAUCAGUAGCACUGGUAAUCUUUUGUGCAAGGUUUUGCAAAAGGAGUCUUGUAAAAGACCUUUGUGGUGGAACGUUGGAUACUCAAGAUCCUCUUGGUUUCAUUCGACUCCAGCUCGCGAGACCGUUGAUUGCGUUACCAAAUCUGAGAACAGUUUGAGCCAAGAUGGAACCAAACCGAAGAGGAAAAAGCUCAAAGGUAAGCGUGCGGUUGUGCGGUGGCUGAAGUUUUUCCGGUGGAAGAAAAAGAAAGAGGUUGAGAGAAUGACUGCUGAAGAAAAGAUACUCAACAAACUGAGAAAGGCUCGUAAGAAAGAGGAACGGCUUAUGGAGACGAUGAAGAAACUGGAACCAUCAGAGUCAUCGGAAACGAUGCACGACCCUGAGAUAUUGACACCUGAGGAGCAUUUUCAUUACCUGAAAAUGGGUUUAAAGUGCAAGAACUAUGUUCCGGUGGGGAGACGAGGAAUAUACCAAGGAGUGAUUUUGAACAUGCACCUUCACUGGAAGAAGCAUCAGACGCUACAGGUUGUGAUCAAAACGUUCACGCCUGAGGAAGUGAAUGAGAUCGCUGUUGAGCUAGCGAGGUUGACAGGAGGGAUCGUGCUUGAUGUCCAUGAAGGGAACACGAUAAUUAUGUACAGAGGGAAGAACUAUGUUCAGCCUCCUACUGAGAUCAUGUCGCCGAGGAUUACUCUCCCGAGGAAAAAGGCUUUGGACAAAUCCAAGUGCCGUGAUGCGCUACGCGCGGUUAGAAAGUAUAUUCCGAGGCUUGAACAAGAGCUUCAGUUGCUUCAAGCACAAGCUGAGACGAAGCAAGAUUACCCGAAUGUAGCCAAGGUUGAUGAUGGUGAGACUCAAGACAGGUCUGAAGAGUUGAAGAAGAUUAUAGAAAGAAGCCAAGAGUGUUUGGAGGAUGAGCAAGAAGAAGAAGAUGCCGAGUCAGAUUUGGCGACGGAUUCAGAUCUGUCGGAUAUCUUUGAGACUGAUUCCGAACCAGAAAAUGAGAAGGCAGGGCGGCCGCUUUUUCUUGAAGAGUUUGAGAAAUUCCCAGCAAGAAACAACAUAGAAGAAGAAGAAGAUGAUGAUGAAGACUUUUGUGAUCCAGGGAAGGCUAAAUCAGGAGAUGAGAAAGAUGGGUCUCCAGGCUUUGAUGAAGUGGAUAAGAUGUUUCUUCGGGCUGCUUCGCUUUUAAAGAAGAAAAGAGGAUGAAGAAUCCCCAGAAGAUUCUUGCUUUCAUCAUCUUAGCUCAUCUCACAAUUGGUACAAGUGAAAAUGGUGCGUUUAACAAAGUCACAAGUAUAUCUUCUCUCUUAAUAUGCUCAAGCUUUGAUUUUGUGUUAGCAACUGUGGUUAUGAGAACUGGAGAAGUAUGCAUGCUUCUUUUCUAAAGUUUUUAUAUGUGUGAAACGUAAAGCUCCAAAAAGUAA